This is a messenger RNA of Aegilops tauschii subsp. strangulata, 1271 nucleotides long. Its product is annotated as ferritin-like catalase Nec2. The record is from RefSeq and is a predicted model, not a curated record. Lineage: Eukaryota; Viridiplantae; Streptophyta; Magnoliopsida; Poales; Poaceae.
GCGCAGAGCCAAGCACGCGAGCUCUCACUAGCACGGCACGACAGGCGCUCCGUCCUCCCUGGCCAUGGCUCGCGCGCACGGCGCCUUCCUGCUACAGCUGCUGGCCGCGGGCCUGCAGGUCGUCGCGCUCGCGGCGACCGUCACAGUCACACAGACGGACGACCCGCGGUGCCGGCCGAGCCUGCCGCGGCGGGGCGCCAUCGCGGUGUACCCGAGCGACAUGGAGCAGCUGCAGUUCCUGCUCAACCCCAAGUUCGUGGAGGCGGAGUGGUUCCUCCACGCCGCGCUGGGGCGGGGCAUCGACUACCUCGACCGCAACCUCUCGGCGGGCGGCCCGGCGCCCGUCGGCGCGCGCAAGGCCAACCUCGACUUUCGCACCACCGAGAUCGCCGCCGAGCUCGGGUACCAGGAGGUGGGCCACAUCAGGGCCAUCACGCAGGCCAACGGCGGGUUCCCGCGCCCGCCCAUCGACCUCAGCGCCGACCGCUUCGCCGCCAUCAUGGACGACGCCAUGGGCGCGCGCCUCGACCCGCCCUUCGACGCCUACAACGGCACCGUCAACUUCCUCCUCGCCUCCUACAUCCUGCCUCACGUCACCGCCGCCGCCGCCGUCGGCAUCAGCCCCAACCUCAUGGGCUACGCCUCCAAGCGCCUCCACGCCAGCGUCCUGGCGGUGGAGGCCGGGCAGGACGCGGUGAUCAGGAUGCUGCUGUACCAGCGCGCCGACGAGACGGUGGCGCCCUACAAGGGCCGCACGGUGGCCGAGUUCACGCGCCGGAUCUCCGACUGGCGCAACGACCUGUCCGGCUGCGGCGCCAAGGACGAGGGAGUCAAGGUGCUGGACCGGCACCAGGGCGCCGAGCGGCGCACCAUCAGCAACAUCCUCGGCGCCGGCGUGGACUCGCUUGGGUACCAGCGCACCCCGGCGGAGGCGCUGCGCAUCCUCUACGGCUCUCGCAACGAGCAGGUCCCCGGCGGGUUCCUGCCCCAGGGCGCCAACGGCACCAUCGCCAGAGGAUUUGUCCAGCUCGCAUAGAUGUCGCUGCAGCUCGAGGAAUCACCCGGUGGCCGGUGCUUCCAUUCCACCUCUUUCAUGCUACCCAUGAACUGAUAUUCUAGACCAACUUCAGUUUACAGCUCGAGAAACAAAACUAUAAUCUAUUGCGAAUAGUGUACUUUGUUAGCACUACUCAUACUCUGAUUUGGCAUUGUCUGUUCCUUAUAUGCUGUGGAUCGAGCUUCAAAUGAAAUGCUGGGCCAUCUUAAAGACA